Molecule: messenger RNA, 2802 nt
Organism: Trametes versicolor FP-101664 SS1
Lineage: Eukaryota; Fungi; Basidiomycota; Agaricomycetes; Polyporales; Polyporaceae
Product: Het-C-domain-containing protein
Exons: 19
Coding region: 1-2802 (933 amino acids)
Source: RefSeq, a predicted model, not a curated record
AUGCAUUCACUCACGACCACCUUGCUGGUCCUCACUGUCAUCCUCGUUCUCCUGCCAGCCGAGACCUACGCGUUCGGGGCAGGUGACAUCCCCGACUUUGCGUACCUUAACGGCAAGGCUUUCCGCCACGGCGACAUCGAGGACAUCCUCACUGAGCUCGCGAAGAGCGUCGGACAUGCCGGCGGAGGCGGAGGUCUGCUCGGUAUCGCGGCGUCGGUCCUAGGCGCAGCUUCCGGUAGUAGCGGCGCGAAGUUCACGAAGGAGGAUGUCAAGCGUGUCUACUUUGGCAAUUGGCUGCGGGACUACUCUCAGGCCAUGGACAUUGCGGGUCUGAGCAAGCUCUCUGCAGACACGCUUGUUCUCAUUGUCUCUGUCCUUGGUUUCUUGACCUUCGGUUUCGCCACCGACGAGUUCGAGGUCACCCCCGACCGUCUAGGUGUUUACCUUCCCACCGAGCACAUCGAUAACCCGAAAGGUUAUGCUGAGAAAGAAGGCGAUGCUCGUCAGUUCCACCCGAAGCUGCGCCCUCCCGUCAACCCUGAGGAGCUUGAGGUUGACGAGCGGACCGGAAUGAAAAAGUACAUGGCAACCGAGAACCAAGGAUGGGAUACUUCGACUGCUCUCAUUCGCCGCGUGUUCCGUGGCUGCAUCGAGAACGGCAGGCGUGCCCAGGGUCGCGAAGGUGCCGAGCUCUGGGAGGCUUACCGCCUCAUGGGCACCGGUCUCCAUACCAUGGAGGACCUGCUCGCGCACAGCAACUGGUGCGAGAUCGCGCUCCGCAAGCUUGGACACAACGAAGUAUUUUGUCACGUUGGCGACAAUGUCACGAUCGACUCCCCUAACGGCCGCACUCAGCCUCUGGUCACCGGGACGUUCGGCAGCGCAGACUUCUUGCACUCGCUGAUGGGAGAGGCAACUGACCAUUUGAGUCAAGCUAGCGUCGUAGACCUUUCUAAGAAGAUGGACGACGCGCAAAGCGACAACAACAGCCUCGGAAACUUGCAGUCUAUCUUGAAAAAGCUCCCUAUCGGCGGCUCAGACGAUAAGAUGGGCGAAGCCGACUCCAUGCAGGAGAAGUCCAAGGCGUACAAUUUCGACCCCAACAACGUUGCACCCCCGGAGGUCCGCGAGCAGCUGUGGCAGCUGCUAAAGUGGCGCGAUGGCAUCUUCAGGGACAUCAUCGCCAAGAUCGACAUGAUCCCUGGGCUGUCUGACCUCAUUGACGGUCUCACGAACGCGCUGAAUGCUUUCGUGUACACCGUGUUGGCCCCUUACCUCUCUCCGAUCCUGAAGCAAGUCACCGACGUCCUGUCGGAGGGUAGCAAGGCUGUCAUCGACUCCGACGACCAGUACCAGGUCUUCGACGAUGCCGACGCGUCCGACCCUUCUCACAGUCUGUUGUCUAAGGAUCAUUUCGCACUCAUCCUGAACGAGCCGGCCGGCAAGAUUGCCCUGGUUGUCGUGCAACACAGCGUCAAGUUGCUUGUUGACGCCUGGUUCAAUGACAGCGUUGACCCUGACCGCGUCAUCGACGAGAUCCUGGAGGCUUUCCACCACCCGUACUAUGCUACUGGACGCUCCCGUAUUCAACAGGAGAUGUUCCAAUGCCUGGAGAACUGGGUCACUAGCCUUGAGGACGUGGACGAGACCAUCCGAGCACUUUCAAAGGACAGCGUCCGCAAUGGCAAGAACAAGCGCAAGGGCACCGACGACGACAUGACCAGCUCAGACCAGAUUUACGGAGGUCGCGUCAACCAAAGUUCUGGUGGCGGCCAGUAUGGCGCGCAGAACACGGGUUAUGGCUCUUCGCAGACGUCUUCCGGCGGCCGUGCUUCGUCCGGAGGAUACGGCGCGUCCAGUGGAGCUUCCGGUGGUUAUGGCUCCUCGCAGACCAGUACGUAUGGUCAAUCUGGAGACAGCUACGGGUCUUCUGCUCCCUCCUACGGUGGUACCUCUGGACGCCGCCAGGAAGAAGAGACGUCGUACGGCCGCCAGGAGACUUCGUCUUACGGCCGCCAGGAGGAGACCACUUACGGUGGCCGGAACGAGUCUUCCUACGGAGGGCGCGAACAGUCAUCUUACGGCGGGAAUGAAACCUCUUACGGGGGUCGCGCCGAGCCCGCGUACGGAGGCCGCACCGAACCUGCUUACGGCGGCCGCGCCGAGCCCUCCUACGAGAGGCCCACUGAGUCCAGCUACGGCCGCACCGAGGAGCGUACGUACGGCAGCUCGGAGACCACCUACAACAGCACCGCUGCCGGCUAUGGAGGCGGUCAGCGCAGGCAGGAGGAAGAGUCCUACGGCUCGGCGCGUCCCAGCUACGGAGAGGCUGCUGAAGAAGAGCAGCCUCGCCGCCACCACGGCGGAGGCCGAGGAGGCUACGGCGAGGAGAGCCAUGGCCGCGGAGAGUUCGGCGGCGGAAACCGCGCCAACGAGUACGACGCCCCGCCGCCACCUCCCCGUGAGGAGUACGGGGGCUCUGGUGGCUACGGCGGCCGUGAGGAAGGGUACGGCGGCGGCAACGGCGGUGGCGAGCGCGAGGGCUUCGGCAGCGGAUACGCGCCGGCCUACAGCCAACCCAGCGGUGGAGGCUAUGGAGGUCAGGAGGGCGGCUACGGGGGUGGAAACCGUGGAGGCUACGGUGUUGAGGGCGAGCGCCGGGGCGGGCAGGAGGGUGGGUACGGCGGCUCCGACGAGACGUACGGUGUCCAGGGCCUGUCCCUCGGCGAAGAGGAACCUCGCCGUCACCACGGGGGCCAUGGAAGGCACCAUCGCGAGGAGGACCGCGAGGACAACUACUAA